Messenger RNA from Nerophis lumbriciformis (worm pipefish), 4749 nucleotides. NCBI's taxonomy places the organism in Eukaryota, Metazoa, Chordata, Actinopteri, Syngnathiformes, Syngnathidae. The record is from RefSeq and is a predicted model, not a curated record.
AUGUUGAGGAUCCUGCUUCUAGUUCUGUGCAUUGGCAGCUUAGAGGCCUGGUUCUGGAGCUAUGAUGAGGAGACAACCACCCAGCCCCCAACAAGUGUCGCCACAACACCCGGUGGCACAAAGAAGGUGAAAGAGGAGGAGGAAGGUUUGUCAGGGGUUGGAGAAGAAAUCAUCAACGUGGCCAGUGGAAUUCGGAACUUGGUAAAGACAUGGGACGCCACCACGAGCCCGGGAACUACCCAAGGUUCCCCGAUGGUGGAGAGCGCUGACCCUAACAUGACGGGUAAUAUUAGCGUGCUCGGAGGGGGGAAAGGGGUGGAAGGGUCUGGAGUUGGGGAAAAUGAUGCAUCUGGAUCAGGAUCGGGGUCAGAGGUAGAAUCGGGCAACAUGCUUCCAAGUAACAUAACCGAUGCAAACAACGAGACUCAGGUUGGCGGUUCCGAUCCACUUUGUCUCCGUGUGCCGUCUAAUUGGCGCCUAUGCUCCAGAAAACGCCCACAGUUCUUCACCUUGCCUAAUUUCUUCAACCACACAUCUGUGAAGCAGGUGGGGGUGGCCGUGCGAGAGUGGGCGCGGCUGACCCCAAAGGGCUGUCACCAACUCGCAGAAUGGUUCCUGUGCCUCCUGCUGGUGCCCGAGUGCCCCUUGCCCACCUCUGCGCCUUUACGUCUUCCCUGUCGUAGCUUUUGCCACCAAGUGCGGGACAGCUGCUGGGUGUCGUUGGACAGUGCACGGCUUCCGGUGGAUUGUGGCCUCCUCCCCGUUGAGCCGCAAGAACCCGGCCGUCCUUCAUGUGUGUCUGUUAGUUACUCGAAAGAGCAGAGCAGUUUGUCUCUGCUCCAGCUUAUCGGAGAUCCACCACCCAAAGAGAUUGGUCGUGUCAUCGGGCCCGGCGACACCCCUGCAUACGUCUUCACCUCUACGGCAGUUUCGGGCCAACCGGCAUUGGCCCACGUCCCCAACCCUUUCUACCGCCACUUCUCCCUCUUCUUUAAUGUCAAGCCGUCCACCUCUGCUGCCUCCGUCCUCUUCUCCAUCACUGACGGGCCACAGAGGCUUAUGUACGUGGCAGUCAAGCUCAGCGCCGUGCAGUCGGGCCGUCAGGAGGUGCAGCUUUUUUACACAGAGCCAGAUUCGGAGGUGUCGUACGAGGCCGCCAGCUUCGAUGUGCCAAGUCUAGUGGGCAAAUGGAGCCGUUUCUCGCUGUCCGUCUAUGAGGACCUGGUGACCUUUUACCAGGAUUGCGACUCAGCGCCCCGGAUGGUGAACUUCGAGCGCUCACCGGAUCCCAUGGAACUUGACACAGGGGCUGGGAUCUUUGUUGCACAAGCCGGGGGGGCCGACCCGGCAAAAUUUCAGGGUGAAAUCGCUGAUCUCAGGCUGGUGGGAAACUCUCGGGCUGCCGAGCGCUUGUGUGAUGACAUUGACGAUGAUUCUGACGUUGCCUCGGGCGACUUUGGCAGCGGGGAAGGCAGCAGGAGGCAGACGGAAGGAAAAGUGGACACUACACCUGCACCCUUCAGGCCUGUGCCUGAGCCCCCACUUAUUAGCUCAAAUGGAAGCAGACAGAGAGAAACAGGUUUAAGUGGAGCUAAAGGACAGAAAGGAGAUAGAGGAGAGAAAGGCACCAGAGGUGACCGAGGCCAAGCAGGGCCAAAAGGAGACCCCGGUUUUGGCUCCAUCUCACAAGCUGGAGGUGGCGGACAGAAGGGAGAGAAGGGAGAUAAGGGCAGUACAACCUUUGGAAGUAAGGGAGAACGUGGUCCACAGGGUCCACCGGGACCCCCUGGGCCUCCAGGAGCUGCGGCCGAAGUGGUCCAAAAGGGGGAUGGUUCAUUGACGCGGCAAGUAGCCGGACCCCCGGGAUCUCCAGGCAGAGAUGGGUUUCCUGGUCUCCCUGGACAGCCUGGAAACCCAGGAGAGGAUGGGAAAGCUGGUCCUCCAGGGCCGCAAGGUUUUCCAGGAACUCCUGGAAAUCCUGGUGCUCGAGGACAAAAGGGUGAGCGAGGCGAAGGAUUACCUGGACCCAGAGGUCCUCCAGGGCUUCCUGGACCUCCUGGACCAGGAACUGGAAAUCGACCGACUUUUGUAGACAUGGAGGGCUCAGGAUACUCCGAUUGGGAGAAAAUCCAGGGUCCUCCAGGCCCCCCAGGCCCCCCAGGUCCACCUGGAGUCCCUGGUACAUCAGUUGCACUCGGAGAUAAUGGACCAGUUGCCUUUGGGCCUCCUGGACCACCUGGAAGACACGGAAUUCCGGGUGUAACAGGUCCUCCUGGGCCUCCUGGUCGACCAGGUCAACCUGGACUCAGAGGAGAAAAGGGGGACUGUGGUGAGCUGAACUCGCAGGGAGGAAGUGGAGAAAAGGGUUCUCGUGGUGAACCUGGACUGCCGGGAAGUCCAGGACAGACUGGCCUCGCCGGGCUUCCCGGGCCUAUGGGCCCUGCUGGACCUCCAGGACGACCAGGGCCACCUGGGCCAUCUUACCCCUUUAACUUUAAUGAUCGGGAUGGCUUUGAAACAAAUGGUGGCUUGCCAGGACCUCAGGGUCCUCCAGGUAUUGCAGGUCUGCCGGGCCGACCAGGCUUACCCGGAACUGAUGGCGACAAAGGAGCAGAGGGACCAAGAGGUCCAUCUGGCAUUCCAGGUCUGGAUGGCUUUCCUGGACUGGCUGGACAGAAAGGAGAUAGAGGGGAGAAGGGUGAACAAGGCCUACCAGGGCGUGACGGAGGGCAGCCCGGACCACCAGGGCCUCCGGGACCUCCAGGGCGGAUCAUUUAUCCGAAUGGUGAUAGGGGAGCUGGAAUUCCAGGCCAAGCUGGAUUUCCCGGGCCUAUAGGACCAAAGGGGGAAAAAGGGGAAACCGGUCUGCCAGGGUUUGCCCCUAAGGGUCAAAAAGGAGAGCCGGGUGUCAUUAUGGGUCCAGAUGGGCAACCGCGGUACCUCGGAGGCCUGACAGGGAGACCGGGAGAUAUAGGACCUCCGGGCCCAGUUGGACCUCCAGGCUCUUAUGGUCCUCAAGGUCAAAAGGGAGAAAUUGGACUUCCAGGUAGACCAGGUCGACCAGGACUGAAUGGUAUCCAGGGACAAAAAGGAGAGCCAGGUGGCGGUUCUGGAUCCACAUACUACGGUCCCCCAGGUCCACCAGGCCCACCUGGACCUCCUGGACCACCAUUUAGCGGAUAUGAUGCUUAUUCCAGGUAUAAUCAAGCUUCUAAAGGAGAGAAAGGUGACCCUGGAACACCAGGCCUACCUGGCCUGUCAGGUGUUGGGUCAGACUUUGACAUUUAUGCCUUUAAGAAUGAGUUGAGGGGUGAAACGGGAGAACAGGGCUUGAAAGGAGAGAAAGGAGAACCAGGUGGGGGAUAUUAUGACUCACGAAGCAGAGGAAGUGGAGUUGGCGUGCCGGGACUUCCUGGACCUCCCGGCCCCAGAGGGGAUUCCAUUACUGGCCCACCAGGUCCCCAAGGCCCACCUGGUCCACCAGGAAGAGGCUAUGAUGGUCAACCUGGACCACCAGGGCCACCUGGACCCCCUGGUAUCCCUUCCUUCCCUGGGCCUCACAGGGGCACACAUACUAUCAGUAUUCCUGGACCACCAGGGCCACCUGGAGCACCUGGAUCCCCAGGACACUCUUCAGGGGUGACCGUGUUGCAAUCCUAUGACAUCAUGACCGCUACUGCUAGAAGACAACCUGAGGGCUCGCUAGUCUACAUCAUAGACCGGACAGAUCUUUACCUAAGAGUUAGGGACGGGGUUCGACAAGUACAGCUUGGGGGCUAUAUUCCAUUGCCAAGAGAAGUUGCUAAUGAGGUUGCAGCAGUGGAGCCUCCACCAGUCGUUCCAUACCGUCCACACCACAACAACGACUCUCACGGACAAGCGGAGAGGCCAGACCAAGUUAAUCCGGACCACUAUGCCCAACCUGACCGACAUCACACGAGCCAGCUCUACCCUCCAUACCAAACAAACACUGAUGGAAGACACCAAAGCCCACCUGAUCCCAGAUACCAUCCUGACACUAGACAUACAGCUCAGCCAGAUCCACGAUACCCGUCCCCAACAGACCCCAGAUACCCUAGUUAUACUGACCGGGUGAAUUACCCAGAUGGUCGUUAUCCGGUCCACCCAGCACACGAACACCCACCUUACUACGCUGUCACCCCUCAACGAAGGCCCCCUAGACCUGUGGCCGAAACUCCAGCUCACCGUCACACAUCAGGUCCAGGGCUCCACAUUAUCGCCUUGAACCAACCUCAGACAGGAUCCAUCCGGGGCAUCCGGGGUGCCGACUUCCUGUGCUUCACGCAGGCUCAAAGCAUCGGAAUGAAGGGAACGUUCCGGGCUUUCUUGUCCUCAAAACUCCAAGAUCUCCAAAGCAUUGUCCGCAAAGCUGACAGAGAACAUAUGCCAAUGGUCAACCUGAAGGAUGAGGUUUUAUUUGACAACUGGGAUUCCAUCUUUAAUGGUGGCACAAUCAAGGAGAAUGUCCCUAUAUACUCCUUUGAUGGGAAAGAUGUUCUUCGUGAUAGCACAUGGCCUGACAAGAUGUUGUGGCAUGGCUCCACAUCAAAUGGUCAGCGGCAGGUUGACGGUUUCUGUGACUCGUGGCGAAUGAGCAGCCACGUACUCACCGGCAAGGCGUCCCCGCUGCAGAGCGGCAGUCUUCUCCAGCAGACUUCCAGCAGCUGCUCCAGUUCCUACGUUGUGCUGUGUGUGGAGAACAGCUAUAUUGGCCAUAGCAGGAGAUAA